This is a messenger RNA of Microplitis demolitor, 2653 nucleotides long. RefSeq lists its product as uncharacterized. The record is from RefSeq and is a predicted model, not a curated record. Gene Ontology annotation, molecular function: cysteine-type deubiquitinase activity. The transcript has 3 exons. Bases 256 to 2367 code for a protein of 703 amino acids. Gene Ontology annotation, biological process: protein deubiquitination. Lineage: Eukaryota; Metazoa; Arthropoda; Insecta; Hymenoptera; Braconidae.
AAAAAAAAACGGCUGUUUCCCGCCAGGCGUGAUCUCGGGUCACGUUUACCGCCAACGUCUGGCUUUAGUUAUAAUUUAUUUAACUAAAAUAGUUAUUUUUUUCGUUUAAUUAUUUAAAUUAAUAUUUAUUGUGAGCGCACAGUAUAGUGAGUAACUAUCAGGGUGAUGAAAACAAAAGCCGGCUUAAAUAUUGUCUUAUUUAUUUACCCAGAUAUUUUUAUACUGACGCAGGUAAUCACAUAUUAAAAUAUUAAAAUGUUGAGUGUUGCUACAAAUACCCCAACAGUUCACCAUCAUUACAAGUCAAUAAGUCCAACAGCACCAGCAAAUCAAAAUUCACGAUCACCACGUCGUCUAUUGAAAAAAGUAUCAAAGUCAUGGAAGAAUUGCCACAAGUAUAACGUGUUUUCAAGAAGUAAAGUCAAAUCUGUUGGUAAUAUAAUUAAAAAAAAUAGCGCACAGUUCAUUGAAAGUUGCGGUAAAAGUUCAGCAAGUGAAAACACGAGUGCAUCGUUGGGAAUUAAAAGAGAGCCGGUAGCUGAAGUUGGUAAGAAUUCAUUGCCGGAUGAUGAAGAGUUUAUGAUAAUCGAUGAUGAACUUACGGAUAAAUUUGUAGCGUCAAAUAGUAACAAAUAUUGCAAAGUAUUUAUUGAAACAUCUGCUGAAGUUGAGUCGAAAGUAGCUAAGGUUGAUAAUAUCGAUUGUAAAAAACGAAGACGUCCUGGUUUAGGCGGAAGAUUAGCCAGUGCUGCUAAAUCAUUGAAAGAUAACAAUAGUUCAGCUAUGGCUAUAAAAGAAUCUCCUGAAGAAAGUUCAACUGUCAGUCAUCAAAAAGCUGCUGCAGCAGUCGUUGGUGUUAUCGAUCCUUAUCAGAAUCAGAGCCAGAACAAUUCGAAUCAGUGUCAAAAUAAUAAUCAGAAUCAAAAUGAGAAUUUUAAUCAACAUGAUGAGCUUGAAAGUCAUCAGUACCAAGAGGAAUUGAAUAAUAAAGAUGAACUUGCGUAUGACAACUUGGUGCAAGGCUGGACAGAUACAUUUAGGACAGAUACAUUUAGCGAGUACCAAGCACCCGAGGCAGCUUAUUAUAUGACAGGGUUUCCGAAUCCCCCUGGUGAAAAUCGUUGCUGGCUCAACGCGACUCUGCACGCACUGUUCGUGCUACCGUUUAUUGAAAACAUCGACCGGAAUUUGGUUGUCCGGUUGUCGAAGUUGACCAAGACAUUGGUAGCCGUCCAGUGGUUCUGGCGCGAAGGAUCCAAGAACACGGAGAAGAUUCAUCAGACGGUUAAAAAAUUCAAAGAAGAACUGGCAAUACUUGAUGAGUCAUAUCCAUCUAAAAACCAACAAGACGUAUCAGAAUUUUUGAUGAUUUUACUUAAUUAUGUUAAGACCGAAUACGAACAGCUGUCUGCUCAAUCAAACGAAGAGAUGGAAAACGUACCAGAGAAUCACCAAAAGAUAUCGUCUAAAGACAUUUCGCGUCCGGCAUCAUCACCAUCAUCACCAUCAUCACCAUCAAAGCGACCGCCUCUGGCUACUUUGUCUCCACUGAAACCGAUCAACGGCAAUGCUGUCGCUAAUGCAAUAGUCGGAGCACGUGACGAUUCAAUCAAAGAUAAAGAUGACAAGACUCCUGAUAAUGAUGAUGAGACAUCAAACAAUCCUAUCGAUGAAUGCUUUCUGUUGCCCAUGAUAGAGCAUUCCAUUUGUCAAAAUUGUAAAAAACAUCGGAAGCGCAACAUCGACAACCUGAUGCUCUACAUUGACUUGCCAAGCAAUCAAAAUAAUGAAGAAGUGACUGUCAUUUCAGCAGACUCAUCAGCAUCACCAGCAAUUGAUUUGUCAUCAGCGAUUUUAAAAAGCAUGGAACCAGAAGAACGUUCUGUCACUUGCCCAAAGUGCCAGUCUGAAAAACAUUACGUCUCAACGUCAUUUCGUAGAUGUCCAAAUGUUCUGAUUGUUCAAUUGAAUCGCUACGGAAUGUCCAGUGGAGGUUAUGCUGAAAAAAUAAAUUCCGCUGUUGAUAUACCAGCGGAUUUAACUAUUGAAAUAAAUGAUUGUAAUGCAACUGAUGAUAAUUCAUCAGCAACUACAACUGUACAUAAAUUUAAACCGAUUUGUAUUAUUGCGCAUGUUGGAAGUGCUAUGGACUGCGGACACUAUACCAGUUAUGCUAAACAUGACCAUCAGUGGUUUCAUUACAAUGACAUGGAUGUUACGCCGAUGACUGAAACAGAAGCUCUCACUGCCGCCCAGACCACAGCUUACCUGGUUUUUUUUGUCAAUGUUGAACCAUCAUUGACGGCUUCAUCUGAUUUAAAUAACGACAACUUGCCUGGUAAAUUAGAUGAAAAUCCGUCGCUGUAGACACUUGGGUCACUACACUUUUUUUUGUACCUUUUAUAAUUCUAGAUUCAAAAUAAUAAUAAUAAUAAUUGAUAGGUUUUUAUUAAAGUUGAAGUUAAUCGUUGGAGCACAAAGUUUUUAAAAAGCUUGAUAAAAAAAAAGAAAAAAUAUUUUAUUAGUAUAAGAAACAUUUGAAAAUAUAACAAUAUAAUAAUAUUUUUAUAUACAUAAAUAGUAAUCAUAUAUCAGUGUGCAAAUUAUAUUAUUAUUAUUUUAAAUAAAUAAUAUUUCAUGUUUAUGGAGAAAA